Molecule: messenger RNA, 335 nt
Organism: Symbiodinium sp. CCMP2456
Lineage: Eukaryota; Dinophyceae; Suessiales; Symbiodiniaceae
Source: the annotation of a GenBank genome assembly
GUUCCUGUACCAAGAGGAUAUGGAUGCGGACAGCGUGGCUGUUCUCCGCUUCUUUCAGCACCUGAGCUCUGUCGAGUGGCGUCCUCGCCCGCUUAGGCCACCUGCCUUGGUGGCUAUGGAAACUGCGGCAGACGCCUUUGGCAAGGGUAACCAAUGCGGGGUAGGAGGCUGGCUCAAGUUCCCCAGUGGUCGUAUGGUAUGGUUUUCUCAGCUUUUUGAUGUGCAGCAGUUCACAGCUUUGGGCAUACCUGUGCAAAGUGAUGCCAACCUUGACAUCUCCAGCUACGAGACCCUGGCACAGUGCUUUAUUUUGCUUGCUUUCUGGAAAUUCUCAG